Molecule: messenger RNA, 1062 nt
Organism: Aplosporella prunicola CBS 121167
Lineage: Eukaryota; Fungi; Ascomycota; Dothideomycetes; Botryosphaeriales; Aplosporellaceae
Exons: 1
Coding region: 225-974 (249 amino acids)
Source: RefSeq, a predicted model, not a curated record
GAGCUAAGCAGGAACCUGUGCUAGACCACCCAGAGCACCCUUGUACGACGUACGCCCUCUAGUGUUAUGGCUUCGUGGCGCCGCUAGGUGCCUGUUGGCCGCAGCGAUUCGAGAAAGGCAGGCCGGCGUGCGCGGAGGAAGCUUAUGCGUGAGCUGCGACUGAUCAAUCAGCUGGGCCGUUACACCAUCUAAGGCCUGGGUGCAGAUACAAGUGCGGUAUCACAAUGCCACCGCGAAUGAAGCACAAGAGUUGGGGACAAGAUCAUUCAUACAAGGAAGCCUGGCGGCGAUCGGCCAUAGGUAUAGCAGAGACCGACCGAUCAUGUCUGGUUUCAGGCCAACAGGGACAAAGAAACUUACAAUCCACAGCAGCGACGGCUCGUCUCGGACUGCCGUCUGCAAGGUGGCACGCUAUCCCUUCGCGCUGCAGAUGGCAAGAUGCGUUUAUGGCCACUUAUUGCUCCCGUGCAGUACCAGCACGUUCUGGCCGCAGGAGUCUUCGCGGACACGGGGCGUCGCUGGCAACGGGGACGCGAGCGCGGAGUUUGUUCUGUGGGAGGGGACCAAUUCGGACGGCGGCAGCGUCGAAGCAGACAGAAGAGGCGCGUCAGUGGAUCAGCGAAAACGCAUACGACCCCGGCUUGUGGAGCUGCCUGGUGGCUGGCGGUAACGAGGGGAUAGGGAGUAGGAGCCGCCGACCGGAUGGCGGGAGCGCGGGUGGAAGAGCGACGCGCAGGGCAAAGGGAGCGUGCGAGAUUCAAGCUGCUAAUAGUGAGGGCGAGCGCAGCGAUCCCGGGCGGGUGCUAGAUUGCGUAGGCGUUCAAAAGCGUAGUGCGGGAGGUCUCGACGGGGGGAGAUGGGUUCGAAUUAGCUUCAGGGUACCGCCCUGCAGCGAACUCGGGAGGGACCCAACACCGCCGACAAAAGCACUCUUGGCGAGUCGACCGGCGCCUGUUAGCUCGCGCGUCUGCUGAAGAAGAUUAAGUUGCCGUAUCCGUACGAGCUCGCGAUCGCAAGGCCAAAGUAAAUAUAGAUUCGCACAUGCGGUGAGGGAGCUCUGAG